AGCUCACAAAACGCUCAGUCUUCUCACUUCAAAACCAAUGACGUUGGUCACUGUGCAAUAUUGCCCUGUCUGCACACUGCCGUACGAGUUCUGCCAUGUCGGCCCAACGCCCGAGGAGUGCAAGGCCAAGCUCAAAGCGCUCGACGAAGCCAUGUAUGAAAAGUACUGGUCGAACGUCCGAAUCGUUGCUCAAAAGCUCGACGAUCUGAAGUUGGACAAUGCCGCGGCUCCUGAAGGUGCGGACGGUGCAUCCACAUCUGCCAGUGCAUCAGGCGAACAAGCCCCUGCGACUGGCGAGGCGGCUGCCCCAGCAGAAGGCGAGGAAAAGCCCAAGAAGCCCAAGAAGGAGAAGAAGAAGAAGUCUAAGGAAGCAAUCAAGCAAGUCACCAUCACUCUCGAAAACCGCAACAAGCGCAAGUUCACAACCAGCGUGGAAGGAUUGGCACAAUAUGGCAUCGAUCUCAAGAAGGCUGCAAAGCUCUUUGCUGGUCGCUUUGCGUGCGGCUCGGCUGUUUCCGGCGAAGAUCUCAUUGUCAUUCAAGGCGAUUGCGUUGACGAUUUGAUGGACUAUUUGCCAGAACAGUUCCCUGAGAUUUCAGAGGACGCCAUCGAAUUUGAAGAGAAGAAGGCGUCCGCCUAAAGUUGAGCGAUCGUGUUGUUUUGUUUGUACUUUGUGUGAUUUGUUGUCAAUUACAAAGUUGCCUUUGUUGUUUUGUUUUGAAAAGAAAGUUAACAGUUGUGUGCAUCCUC
Messenger RNA from Capsaspora owczarzaki ATCC 30864, 750 nucleotides. RefSeq names its product translation initiation factor SUI1. The transcript has 7 exons. Gene Ontology annotation, molecular function: mRNA binding; translation initiation factor activity. Gene Ontology annotation, biological process: translation reinitiation; formation of translation preinitiation complex. NCBI's taxonomy places the organism in Eukaryota, Filasterea, Ministeriida, Capsasporidae. Bases 38 to 640 code for a protein of 200 amino acids. The record is from RefSeq and is a predicted model, not a curated record.